AUGGACCGUGAACAAGGCGAUGUCGGAUGGUUGCUGAACUCCAGCCCAAAGUCUGCGGGUGAUGCCCCAGCCACUGCACCAGCGCCUACCCCAGCGUUUCCACAGAAGCGCCUCUUUUCGUCUUCCAAAAAGCAAGGCUUCGACUUUCGAGGUUUCGUCUUGACCUGGUUCGAUGAGCAACUCAAACGAGUGCAGCCAUGGGAUCAUUUCACUGACACCGCCAAAGUUUCGAUUCCGAAGUCGGCCCAAGAGAUGACCAACAGGAUUCAGUCGAACGCGAACCACUUCCGCACGAACUACGGCAUCAUUUUCCUCAUAGUCCUGACAAUUUACGUCAUCUCCAGCAUCCAGCUUUUCAUGAGCGUGGCCGUGAUAGCCGCCGUGGGCGCUGCCCUCAAGGUCUACGAAGACGACGAUGUUACGGCUGUGUGGGGCACAAGGAUAAUGCUCAGCAAGAACGAGAGGAUAACUGCACUGGUGUUCGUGACGUUCCUUCUCCUGUACACCGCGGACUUUAUGUCCGCCAUGAAGUGGUCUUUUGGCAUCUUCAUGGCCAUCGGCAUAACCCAUGCCACCCUGUAUGCCGGAGUCAGCUCCAGCGUCAAGUCAGCCACAAACCUCCCGGAUGUUACCGAUGAAGGGGACAUUAUGGAGCACUUCUAA
Rhipicephalus microplus (southern cattle tick) is the source of this 663-nucleotide messenger RNA. RefSeq lists its product as uncharacterized. NCBI's taxonomy places the organism in Eukaryota, Metazoa, Arthropoda, Arachnida, Ixodida, Ixodidae. Gene Ontology annotation, cellular component: Golgi apparatus. The record is from RefSeq and is a predicted model, not a curated record.